Lotus japonicus is the source of this 2359-nucleotide messenger RNA. RefSeq names its product probable polyol transporter 4. The record is from RefSeq and is a predicted model, not a curated record. Gene Ontology annotation, biological process: transmembrane transport. The transcript is spliced from 2 exons. Gene Ontology annotation, molecular function: myo-inositol:proton symporter activity. Bases 303 to 1907 code for a protein of 534 amino acids. Gene Ontology annotation, cellular component: membrane. NCBI's taxonomy places the organism in Eukaryota, Viridiplantae, Streptophyta, Magnoliopsida, Fabales, Fabaceae.
UAAAAAGUAAAAACUGAAGAAACAUUGCUUCCUCUGCCUUUGCUUGCGUGACAAAAAGGGAUUGGCACUUUGUACCCUGUUUGUUGCUCAGUCUUGUCCUCUAAUCUCGGAGCUCCAUUUUCUCCUUCAGUUUCAGUCUCAGAUCUAACACCCCAAUCCAUCAUUUCCGUUUUCUUAGUCUGAGAUAUUUCAUAGCAUAGUCCAACCACUCAACGUUUGCAACUUUUCACAACUUGUUGGUUUUAACAACAAAAACCACUCACCCCACGAUUCUUUGUCCAAUUGGGUGUCAGAUUAUAGCGAUGAUGUUCCAGGAAAACGGGAAUGGGGAAAUGGGGUUGUCGGCAAUCCCCUUGGGAGCAAAGAACAAGUACAGGAGGAUGGACUCUCAGCUUCCUGAGGAUAACGAUGAUGAUGUUCUGCACCAACAGCAACGAGAAGAUAAGAGGAACAGCACCAGGAAAUAUGUGAUUGCAUGUGCUAUCUUUGCUUCUCUCAACAAUGUCCUUCUUGGCUAUGAUGUAGGAGUGAUGAGCGGAGCAGUACUAUAUAUUAAAAAAGAUCUGAAGAUAUCCGAGUUUCAGGUUGAGUUUUUGAUUGGUAUUCUGAGCAUUGUUUCUCUACUGGGUAGCUUGGCUGGUGGAAGAACAGCGGAUAUUAUUGGUAGAAAAUGGACAAUGGGCUUAGCUGCAAUUAUCUUCCAAAUGGGUGGACUCACAAUGACUUUUGCUCCUUCAUAUGCAAUACUAAUGGUCGGAAGAUUUCUAGCUGGGAUUGGAAUAGGGUUUGGAGUUAUGAUCUCCCCUAUCUACAUCGCUGAGAUCUCACCAAACCUCACUAGAGGCUCUCUCACUACCUUCCCUGAGAUUUUUAUAAAUGUAGGAAUCUUGCUUGGUUAUGUAUCAAAUUACGCGUUUUCUGGCUUUUCGCCACACAUAAGCUGGAGAAUAAUGCUUGGUGUGGGAAUUUGGCCCUCAGUGUUCAUUGCCGUUGCUCUUUUCAUUAUUCCUGAGUCCCCAAGGUGGUUGGUAAUGCAGAACCGAAUUGAUGAAGCUAGAUCAGUGCUGUUGAAAACAAAUGAAGAUGAGAAAGAAGUGGAGGAGAGGCUUGCAGAAAUACAACAGGCUGCUGAAUUUUCCAAUUCUGAUAAGUAUGAGGAGAAACCAGUAUGGCGUGAACUGCUAUCUCCUUCUCCGGCACUUCGCAAGAUGCUGAUUACUGGACUCGGGAUCCAAUGUUUUCAACAGAUCUCGGGAAUUGAUGCAACUGUGUAUUACAGUCCUGAAAUUUUGCAAGCUGCUGGGAUUGAGGAUGAUUCAAAACUUUUAGCUGCAACUGUUGCUGUAGGUGUAGCAAAAACCAUUUUUAUUUUGGUAGCCAUAGUUCUCAUUGACAAAGUAGGUAGAAGGCCCCUUCUCUUGACAAGCACAAUUGGCAUGACAGUUUGUUUGUUCAGCAUGGGGGCUACUCUUGCUUUGUUUGGAAAAGGGUCGAUUACGAUUGCAUUAGGUAUUCUUUUUGUUUGUGGGAAUGUAGCAUUCUUUUCAGUUGGACUAGGUCCUGUGUGCUGGGUUUUGACAUCUGAAAUCUUCCCUUUGCGAGUGCGCUCUCAAGCAUCUGCGCUUGGAGCUGUGGCUAAUAGGGUCUGCAGCGGCAUUGUAGCCAUGUCUUACCUGUCUAUAUCUGAGGCAAUUACUUUUCCUGGAACAUUCUUUUUGUUUUCUGCUAUUUCUGCUCUUGCCAUUGUCUUUGUCUUCACACUUGUACCUGAAACCAAAGGGAAGUCAUUGGAGCAGAUAGAGAUGAUGUUUCAGAAUGAACACGGGAAUCUAGAAAAGGAAAUGGAGCUAGGAGAUGGGGAACAACUUGUGCAGAAGCAGCUGAACAAAACUGAGUUAACAAAUUAAGUUAUCACCCCUCGUCUUUCGAUGACUAUGAUAGGUGUCAUGACCCUGAUGAUUUUGUCAUUGCAUAGCUACACAUACUUCAUUUGUUAAGGCUUUAUGAAUCUUGUGAUUCCGGGGAGGACUUUACUGGCAUGGAUGGAUAUGAUCUUCUGCAGCCAGAGAAUUUGAGAUCUGUGAGUAAGGGACAUAGAAGCCUUUGAGACAAAUUGCAUUCUCACAGUAUACACAAACUUUUCCUAGCUGUACAAUUAUUCUAUUUGUUUAGUUUCAUUUAAGACAAUAAUAACAUUGUAUAUGGAAGGAGAUUUUUGGUGGAGAUAAUCUUGUCUCCAUAUGGUCUUAUGAGAUGUUCUGGGACAAUUGAUAGUACCAUCACUCCAUGAGGGAUGUAAUUAAUAUGAAAUUCUUUAACAGAUUAUAUUCUUUCAAUUCUAGUGUUUGAAUUGUCAUCA